Closterium sp. NIES-67 is the source of this 8847-nucleotide messenger RNA. NCBI's taxonomy places the organism in Eukaryota, Viridiplantae, Streptophyta, Zygnematophyceae, Desmidiales, Closteriaceae. The record is from the annotation of a GenBank genome assembly.
GACGCGGCAGGUUCCACUUUAGUCUGCCGCAGCGCCGAUCCCGUCGUCCUUAGUCUUUAGUGGGUGUUGUUUUCGGACUCGAAGUCAAACGGUUUACUCUCGAAUUAGUAUAGAAUUAAAUGCAGGACGUUGAUGCUUUCUCGGAAUGAUGAUUUGGUUCACGCGGCGAGUCUCUGUUCCGUAUGGUUCCCGAAUUAGACUGAUCGUAGUCGCUAAGAGUAUUUAGUGCAAGAUCGAGCUCGCCGCCGAGAAACUCAGCCGUCUAUGGCCGUGAAUUGAUAGGCAAGCCUCAGCUUUAUCGGAAUUUAAGUAAACCUGAGAAUAAAAUAAUACGCCGUCGAGGGAAGCCUGGCCAUGGCUCCUCCUGCAGCGUCGUCAGGACCUGUCGGCACCGUCCGAUUUAAGUAUGCGACGGAGCAGCAGGUUCAGCAAUGGCGCACGUCGCCGGAUCUGAUCGCCACGGCGGCUGUCGAUUCGCCUCUGCGAUUCAUCUACGAGCUGUGCUGGACGGUGGUGCACGGAGAUUUGCCCCCAUCGCGCAUCCCAGCAGCCCUGCAAUCCGCAGGCCUGUCCCUCCCGCCCUCCACCUCUCCGGAUGCUGCUGCCGCAGCAGAUGCCGCUGAUGGACCUGCUGCAGACCAACGUGCAGCAGACCAGCAGCAGUCCCCACCUGCCCCAGAUGUGCCCUCCCUCCUCGCGGACACAGUGGCCCAGUUGGCGUUUGAGGUGUCGGGCCAGACUGAACUCCGUCGACGGCUGGUGGAGCUGACCAAGUGGCUGGCAUCCAAUGGGGUCGUGACACCUCGCAUGUUCCAAGAUCGCUGCGAGGCAAAACUGCUGUGGGAGGCGGAGCUGAUCAAGAUGGAGCCCUCUGAGCUCAAGAAGAAAUGCGUGCGGGUGAACACGCGUCUGGUGUACACGCAGACCAAGUUUAACCUGCUCAGGGAGGAUUCUGAGGGAUACGCAAAACUGAUCACCAUUUUGAGUCAGAAGGGCCCACUGGGACUCAACUCACGAUCGGCAAAUGCUGUGGUGGACGCGGUCAAGUCGCUCAUUGGCCUCUUUGACCUCGACCCUAACCGAGUCUUUGACAUUGUGCUGGACUGCUACGAGAUGCAGCCCACCAACACUGCCUUCCUUCACCUCGUCAAGCUCUUCCCCGAGGCUCAUGCGCCCCAGAUUCUCGGAUUCAAGUUCAGCUAUUAUCACCGGCUCAUGGCCGCUGCAGCAGCAGGAACCAAGGGAGGGAAAGGGGGGGGUGGGAGUGGGUCGGAAGGGCGGAUCCCUGACAGCCUGUUUGUGCUGGCGGCUAACUGCAUCAAGACCCAUGUGGUGGAGCUCGCUGCACUGUACCCGUUCUUGGACCCUCCGGACGAGGAGGCAGAGGAGCGAAGCAAGGAGCUCAACGCACAGAGAAUAGCGGAUGUGAACCGCAUAGGCAAGAUCAACCUGGCAGCAACGGGCCGUGAUCUAACAGAUGAUCCGCAGCCUGCCGACGUGUCGAUUGACCUGUACGGGGCGGUGGACGCAGAGGAGAGCGCUGCAGCCAAGGGGUGGGGGGAGGCAGAGAGCAACGAUAAGAUGCGGCUGCUGAAGGCGCUGCUGCUGGUGGACGACUGGCCCCACGCGCGGCAGCUGCUGGAGCACCUGAAGCCGCUGCACCCCGUGGCCCACCCUCCCAUCUGCGCUGCUCUCUGCUCCCUCAUAUCCCGUGCCAUUGCCCCGGCCUACAACACAGUGCACCCAUCCUAUCUCCUCAAGGGAAAAGCCCCAGCGGCUGAUACAACAGCCUUGCCGAACCUGCCUACCUCCCCAGCCUCGGAUGCCGAUGUGGAGAUGGCUGAGGCUGGUUUUGCGGAUGGUGCUGCACGAGGCAGGAGGAAAGGGGAGAGAGUGAGGGAGGAAGAGAGGGACGGAGAGGUGGAAGGGGAGAAGGAUAGAGGAGGAGUGGGAAGGGGGGAGGUGGAGAGCAGGGGAGGGGGGCUGCGGCUGCCUGGGAGGGUGUUUGAAAUGCUUCGGUAUCUGGGGGCCUUCCUCUAUCAGGACACCAUUCUGCUGCAGAAGCUGUGCAAGGUCCUCAAGGCGGAUCUGCUCCAAGCCCGCUCUGCUGCUGCAGUUGCUGUCACUAGUGCCGCCUCUGCCGGAUCGUCCGCUCCUGCUGUCUCUGUUGCUGCGGUCGCGGCGAAUGCUUCGGCUCCUGCUGCUCUGUGCAACGGCCCCUCUCUGUCCGCGCCGACAGCAGCAGCAGCAACAACAGCCAAUGGCCCUAUUCCCUCGGAGUCGAAUGACGCCUCCAUUGCAGUUCCUGACGCGUCUGCAUCAACUGCAGCAGCAACAGCAGCAGCGGUGGCUACAGCAGCAGCAGCAGCAGCGAAGGAGGUGGAGGGGAGGGUGAUUGAAGCGCUAGAGGUGGCGCUGCUGCCGGCGCUGCAGGCGGUGGUGGCGAACCCGCCGGUGUGCAUGCAGCUGUGGGAGCUGCUCUCCUGCAUCCCCUUCCACGAGCGCUACCGCCUGUACGGCGAGUGGGAGAGGGACAACGAGAGCAACCCGCUGGUGCUCGCUGCCAGGCAGAUCGCCAGGCUGGACACGCGGCGCACGCUGAAGCGGCUGGCGAAGGAGAACCUGAAGCCCACGGGGCGCCUGCUGGCGAAGCUGGCGCACUCCAACCCCAUCACUGUGCUGCGGACCAUCGUGGUGCAGGUGGAGGCGUACAAGGAGAUGAUUCCGCCUGUCGUCGAUGCCUUCAAGUACUUCAACCAGCUCGAGUUCGACAUGCUUGAGUACGUGGUCAUCGAGCGCCUGGCUCUCCCGCGGUCUACCAUCAAGGACGACGGGCUCAACAUCGCCGACUGGCUGCAGUGCCUUGCCACCUUCUGGGGCUCCGUCUGCAAGAAGUACCCCCUCCUUGAGCUGCGUGGCCUGCUAAGCUACGUGGUGAACCGGCUGCACGGAGGCGAGGCAGUGGAGCUGGUGCUGCUGCAGGAGCUGAUGGAGCAGAUGGCCGGCAUCGAGACGUCGGAGAACCUCACCGAGGAGCAAUUAGAGGCGCUGGCGGGGGGAGACACGCUGAGGCAGCUCACUGCCUCCUUCGGACAGGCAAAGAACAACAAGGCUCUGGCGAGGUCCAUGGGGAGGCUGAAAGACGCGCUGCUGCCCGUCAAGGGCGAGGCGAAUCUCGCAGUGCCCCUGCUGGUGCUCAUUGCCAGGCAGCGAUCCAACAUUGUGUUCGAGGCUGAGGGAUCGCACAUCAAACUGCUCAGUGAGCACUUGGACCGCUGCCACCUCAUCCUGCUACAGUACGCGCAGUUCCUCACCGCCGCCCUCUCGCCGCCCACCGCGUAUGCCGCCUUCAUGCCGACCCUGCAUGCGCUGUCGCAGCGCUUUCACGUGCCGCCCGAAGCCGCAUUCCUCUUCUACCGCCCCGUGCUGCGCCUCUUCAAGCCCAGCGCUGACUCCCCUGUGGCUUGGCCCGCUCUCGCUGCCGCCGAUGGUGCUGCUGGUGGGGGGGGUGGGGGGGGAGGUGGACGAGGAGGGGAGAAGGGGAAGAGGCAGCAGCAGCAGGUGGGGAGGAAGGGGCAAGGGGAGGGGGUUGUAAUGGAUGGGGUGGUGGAGGAGGGGGUGGAGGAGGAGAGGCAGCAGCAGGAGGAAGAGGAGGACUUGGUGCUCUGCCUGGGGGAUGCGGCUGGCUCAGCUGGCUCAGUUGCAGCUGCUGCUUCUGCUGGCGUUGGUGGCGCUGACACUGCUGAUCGGCCCGUGCACUGGCGAGAUGUGGUGGAGUGGGUCCAAGGCAUGCCACCCGCGGCGGCGUGGCGGGGUCUGUCGCCGCCCUUCUACCUGCUGUUCUGGGGGCUCACCCUCUCCGACCUGCACGUGCCGCGGCAGCGGUACGAGGCCGAGAUGGCCAAGCAGAGGGCGCUGCUGCGGACUCUUGAGGACGUGGGGGAUUCCUCUGGCUCCGCCAUUCAGAAGCGCAAGAAGGAGAAGGAGCGGGUGCAGGAGGUGCUUGACAAGCUCUCAUCCGAGCUGGCUCGGCAGCAGGCUCGGGCCGAGGCUGUGCAACGGCGGCUGGUUCGGGACCGCACGCGCUGGCUCAGCCCCGGAGCCGUGCCUGACAGCUGGCGCAUCGUGCCGUGCUUCCUGCACCACUGCGUCAUCCCCAGGGCUCUUAUGAGCCCUGAAGACGCUGUCUAUUGCGCUAAGUUCAUCCUGCGACUGCACGCAGCGGCCACCCCACAGUUCUGCACGUUUCAGAUCAUUGACGCCUUUGUGUGCAAGAGCUUCCACCCGCUGCUCGCCAGCUCCUCCGAGGCCGAGGCUGGACGACUGGGGCGAUUUGUGCUGGAGAUUCUGCAGGCGAUCUACCGGUGGAAGGCUGACGCAGCAGUGUACAGUGCGGAGUGCCUCAACCACCCGGGCUCGUCCAAGAGCGUGAUGAAGAAGCCCAACAACAACAUGACGCUCGACCAGUUCCGCACGAUCAACUGGAAGUGGAACGCCAAGCUGAUUAAAAUCAACUGGAAGUGGAACGCCAAGCUGAUUAAAGUCCUCUCCACGCUGCUCGAGUCCACGGAGUACAUGCACAUCCGCAACGCCCUCACUCUGCUCUCCCGCGUCGCUGCGGUUUUCCCCGUCACCAAGCGCGGGGGGCUCGUCAUCGAACGCAAGGUGAAUCGCCUCAAGACGGAGGAGCGUCAGGAUCUGAAGCUCAUGGCCACCAGUGUGUCGGCUGCGCUCAAUGCCAAGAAGCAAUCGUGGGUGACUGAUGAGGAGUUCGGAGGAGCGCCUGCUCCCUCUGCCACUCCUCGCGCCGCCUCCCCUGCUCCUCUUGCUGUCUCUCCUGCUGCCGCCACCGCCACUACCACCGCUGCUGUCGCUCCGGCUGCUACUGUCACACCCUCAGCUGCUGCUGCUGGGCGCACUGCUGAGGUUGGUGCUGCUUCCGCUGCUCCUGCUGCUGCUGCUCCUGCUGCUGUUGCCGGUGGUGGUGGUGUUGGUGCUGGUGGGAUUGGAAAGGCUGCUGUUUCUGCCGCUGCUGGUAGUGCCGGUGCUGCUGGCGUCCCUGCUGCUGCUGCUCCCUCUGCCCCUUCUAGUCGCCACCCCACCCCUCCGCCCUCUCGCCGGUCCUCCAUGCCCCCCCCUUCCCCCGAGCGCCUCGCCUCCAAGUCCCCCCUCAUCCACGGGGGAAUGGGGGGAGGGGAAGGAAUGCGUGGGGAGAGGCGGGAGGGUUUAGGGGGAGGUAAGCGCGAAGCAGGAGAGGAGAGGGAAGGGGAGAAGGAGCGGGAGAGGGAUGUGAAGGUUAAAGGAGAGGAGGGUGGGUUUAGAGGGCCAGUUGCAUCUGCUCCUGCUGCUGCUGCUGCUGGUGCCGGUGCUGCUUCCCGUGCUGCUGUCGCUGAAGUUGCUAUAAAGGAGGAGCCUUUAACGAGGACAGUGGGACUGACGCACGAGAGGAGGGAGGAGCAGUGGGAGGAGGGGGAGCAGCCACCUCCCGCAAAGCAUAGAAAGGUGGAUGGAGGAGUAGAGGGAGAGAGAGGGGGGCGAGGAGGAGCAGGAGUGAGCGAAAGAGGAGGGGGGGUUGGAGGAGGUGGGGGGAAGGCAGGGAGCAAGCUUUCCCCAGAUGCUGCUCCCUUCGUUCCCGCAGCACAUAGAGGGGGAAUGGGAGGGGCAGAGGGAGAGAGGGUGAGGGAAAGGGAGAUAGAGAUGAAGGGGGGAAGAAGGGAUGAGGAAGUGAGGGAGGGGAGGGAGAAGGAGAGGGAAAGGAGGGGGUCUGGAGGGAGUGGUAGGCACGAGGAAAGGGCAGGGAGGGGGAGAGGAGAGGAGGAGGAGAGAGGAUCCGAUGAAGGCAAAGGGAAGGGUGGGAAAUUGGGAUUCGGGGGUGAGGGGGCAGGUGGCAGGGAGAGCUUGGGUGUUGGUGGGUCUGGUAAGUGGGGCUUUGAGGAGAGAGAGGAGCAUGAGGCUGGGGAGGUGAGGGGGGAGGGAAGGGGAGGGCAUAAGGGGAGGGAGAGUGAUGGGGCGGAGAAAGGAGGGGGGAGAGAUGUGGUUGAGAGGGGGAAGAGAGGGGAGCGGGAGGAUGGGGAGAGGUAUGUGAGCGGGGGGAGGGAUGAGAGGAGUGAGAAGACAGAGAAGGUGGAGGUGAAGGGUAGGGAGAGGGAGAGGGAGAGGGAGAGAGAGGAAAGGGAUGAUGAUCAGUUAAGAGGGUCUGGUUUUGAAAAAGAAAGGGAUGUGGAGGCAGGGAGGGGAAGAGAGAGAGAAGGGAGAGAGAGGGACAGGGUGAAGGAGAGGGAGAGGGAUGAUAAGGGACGGGACCGGGGACGAGGGGAGAGGGAAAAGGAUCGUGAGGCGGAGAGGGAGGAGAAAGAGGGGCGGGAGAGGGACAAGGGACGCGAGAGGAACCAUGAGGAGGAGCGGGAAAGAGAGAAGGUAAAGCUGAGGGAGCGGGCAGUAGAGGAGAAGGAAGAGAAGGAGAAGGAGGAGAGGAUGCGAGAAGAGAGAGAGAGGCUGAGGGCUCGACUAGAGGAAGACAAGCUGGAGAGAGAGAGGGAGAGGGAGAAGGAGAGGGAGAGGGAGAGGGAGAGGGAGAUGGGGAAGGAGAAGGGGAGGGAGAGAAGCAAGGCGGCUGCAGUGGCGGCUGUUGCUGCGGCUGCUGCCGCCACUGCUGGUCGGAUUGCUGGUGGUGGGGUAGGCGGAGGAGAGGGGAGUGGAGAGAGAGGGCCAAGCGGUGUAAGUCCUGCAAGAGCAGCGGGAGGAGCAGGAGGGGGAGGGGGAGGGGUUGGUGCAUCAGGUGUGAAAAGUCCCAAGGAUGUGGAGGCGGUGGAGGAGGGAGGGAGGGGCAGAGGAGGGAAGAGAAGCGUGAGCUCAUCUGAAGAUGGGGGAGGAGGGGCGGUGGUUGGUGGUGGGGAGCGGGGGGUGAAGCGAGCACGGAAGAGUGAUGGCGAUGCAGAGAGGGAGAGAGGCAGGGAGGAGAGGGGGAGGGAGAAGGAGAGGGAGAGGGAGAGAGACAGGGAGGAGAGGGGAAGGGAGAAGGAGCGGGAGAGGGAGAGGGAGAGGGGAGAGGAGACGCCAAGGUCUUAUGAGCGGGAGGGCAGAGGGGAAGGGAGAGGAGGGGAGCGUAGCAGUGGAGGUAGGGGAGGGGACAAGGGGGAGUGGAGUGAGAGGGGGAGUGUGGAGAGGGGAAGGGGGAGAGACAUGGAGGAUACCGGGUUUGGGGUGGAGGGGCGUGGGGACGUGCACGAGUGGGGGGAGAGGGGUGGUGGCACUGGUGUGCGGGAGAAAGGAGGGUCCGAUCGCAAAGGGGACAGGGAGAGGGAGAAGGAGAGAGAAAGGGAGAAGGGAAGGGAGAGGGAGCGAGGGCAGGUUGACAGCACCCCGGAGAGAGAAGUGAAGGAGGAGAGGGUUGGAGGGCGUGAGAGGGAGGCAGAGCACCUGAAGGAGAGGGAGAGAGAGAGGGAGCGGGAGCAUGAGCGUUCGACAGUGAAAGACAGGCUGGGUGAGAGAGGCAGAGGUGGGAGGGAGAGAGGGGAGAGAGGAGAGAGAGUGGGCGGCAAAGAGGAGCUUGGAACGGAGCAGGACCGCGCAUAUGAGAAGGACAGGGGUGAGAAGGAGCGUGGGGAGAGGGAGCGCAGUGAGAAGGAACGUGGUAUUCUUCCGGAGCGAAGCAUUGAGAGGGGAGGGGGGUUCCGCGUGGUGGUGCGGGAUGUGGGGGAGGAGGGGAGGGAGGAGGGGCAUGCGCUGAGGCAAGGAGCGGGGCAGGGGCUUCGCCACUCACUUGUUGUUGGUGUGACUGUACCUGCUCCUGCAGGAGGCCUUAUUCACGAGCCACGUGAUCGAGACCGCGAUUGGGAGAGAGAGCACGACUGGGACCGGGACGAGCGUGACCGGGACAGGGACAGGGAUCGGGACCGGGAGAGAGAGCGGGACCACCUGCAUGACCGGGAGAGUUAUCGCGAGCGGGAUCGCUCGCCAAGGGAGAGCAAGUUCUCCUCUGCGCCGCCUCCAAGGGAGCUCCAGGGCAUGUCUGCCAUGCCACCACAGCCUCCUGCGCUUGCUUCGCAGCUUGUUCCACCUGGCUCCGCGGCUGCUCUCCCUGCAAAACGCAGGAAGAUCAAGCGGGAUCAAAGCCUCAUGCAGCCGCAUGGCGAUGCCAUGCAUGCACCAGGCAGGGCUGGAUCCCCUGUGGCUGCCAUUGCAGCAGGCGGGCCCUCAGCCAUGCCAAUGCCACUUGCUCCUCCCUUCCACUCUGGAGGCGUUCAUCCGUCCUCUCGGGCGCCCCCUGUGGUUAUGGCGUCUGGGAGUGGCCACCGGGGUGGACCUUUGCUUCAUGUGACUUCAACGCUUGAUGACCGUGGGGACAGGCGGUGGCUUGCUGACGCUGGUGGCAGUGGCGGUGGUGGUGGCAGCAGGAGAAUUGCCGAGGUUGAGUUGCCGCCUUCACGUGGCGCAGGGCCUGCUAGGAGCUCCAGGCUUGCUGGCAGGCUAGGGGAACAGGAUGGUGGAGUCGGAGGGAGCUACGAUCGUAGUGGUCCAGGUCAAGGAGGUGGGGUGCGGGACGAGGCGUGGGAUGAUGACAAGGCACGAAGAGAUGGGCGGAUGAGUAAUAGACGCCAUCGCUGAGCGAGAUCUUCAGCCGUUGAACAGUGGACCAAUGUUGGAGUUGGGACUGGCGUGCUUAUAAUUGAGUCAUCGCAUGAUCAUGGUACUAUAAUGUGGAUGUGUCUGAACUGCAUCCAUGCUUGUGAAUGCUGUUACAAGUGGAUACGGUACUAGAGCACUACUGGAAAGUAUCACUGUUAGAUUCGCUAAAUCUGUAAGGCCAUUUGAACCAGAUAAUGCUGGGCUGCUUUACAAGGAGGA